Messenger RNA from Alligator sinensis (Chinese alligator), 4032 nucleotides. RefSeq names its product ring finger protein 145 (gene RNF145). Gene Ontology annotation, molecular function: zinc ion binding; ubiquitin protein ligase activity. The record is from RefSeq and is a predicted model, not a curated record. NCBI's taxonomy places the organism in Eukaryota, Metazoa, Chordata, Crocodylia, Alligatoridae. Gene Ontology annotation, cellular component: endomembrane system; endoplasmic reticulum. The transcript is spliced from 11 exons. The coding region runs from base 1489 to 3801 and encodes 770 amino acids.
UGAGGGACUUUUUGUGUCUAAUUUGAGGUGUUGGCACAUGUCCAGUCUCUCACCAGUGAGCUCUGGGAAGGUCCUUUGAAAGGUUUAAUGAGACAUCUCUGCACAGGGUUUUCUUCAGACCUCAGCCGAGCUUUUGUUUCCGAGAUGCACUGGCUCUCUCUUUGCUGUUGGAUGUUUGAAAUCCAAAUGAUUAUUUGCCUUGCCUCUGCUGAUAACAAGAGGUAAACGACUGUUGAAUUCUGGACUCAUACCUACCACCACGUGGAAUUGUAAAAGGGUCUUUGAAACCCCUGACAAACGAAGCAGGAGGGUUUUGAGAACUACAGGACAGCGGGGCAGUGUGUAAAGCCUUGUACCUGGUCUGCCCUUUGGAAGCUCGUGCCUUUCUGAACUAAAACAUUUUUGCAACGAAAUGUUAACUCGGGAGAGGUGAGAGAUGAAACGGAGGCCAAGAAUGCUUGUAAAAUGUAACUGCUGUCUUGACAAUGCAAUGCAUCAUUACAUUAAUACUUACAAAAUAAGAGGAGGAACGUUCAAACCAUUUUCCAGAAAUCUCUGUCAACGUUUCACCAAUAAGUACGGGGAUGGGGAAUGCCUUCACAGGUGUGCCGCAGGAAAUUCUUACUCAUAGUAGCGUGCCUUGGGCUGGAAACGGUUGGGAAACACUGCCUUAGAGGGCUCUGACCUUGGCCCAAACAGUGCUCAGAUGGCAGGAAUAAAGUCGUGCAUAUUAUUUGGUCAAGAUUUGUCUCUCUCUUAUGCUUGCUAAAAUCAAGAGUAAUUGCAUCUGAAAAUCCUUACAAAGUUUGCUUUCCAGAGUCGCAUGGAUCAUCAUAACAACCCGCAAAGCACCUGCACAGGUGGAAGGGACAGAGCGGCAAUGCACCUAAAGCUGCGGGCAGAUGGGCUCUGUGGCCCUAUUUCUGGCGAGGGAAGAGUCGGUGCGGCAACCUGGUAGAUGAAGAGAGCCAAACACCACCAUGGGGGGACCUCUGUUAGGACUCUGCCUUUGGGGCAUCCAAAGAAGAUUUGGGGGGCGCUCAUACAUGAGAAACCUUCAGAGCAGAUCAUGUUUUUAGAAGACCCCUUUCCGGGCUGAGCUUGCAGGACCUCUAGCAAGACCCAGCAUCCACGCACAAAAUAUGGAUAGGGGGAAAAAAACUGGUUAAGUUGGACAGUUUCUCUCAUAGUUGCCACAGAAUUUUCCCUCCUGAACGUGUUCUUUGUAGAGCAGAAUUGCAAGUGCCUCGAAACAAUGGCAUCGGGACUCGUGGAGGUGAUGUCUUUUAUUGGGUGGGCCAACUAGAUUUUUGCAAAAAAAAUUAAUUGCUUUUUUUUUUUUGUGUGCCAAAGUCUAGCUGGCUCAAUAAAAGAUACCACCUCUCCCACACGUCCCGAUUCCUUCUUCCUUUAGACCAAUACGGCUACAACCUGGAUACUCGAAACAACGGGACUUUGCAGCUAAUUCCACUGUGCAUCCAAACGUGCAUGGCUCGGAUUUGGCGCUCACGGUUUCUCCGUUGCGUAAGGCGCGGGCCAGGGCCUCGGGUCCGAUGCAAGCAGUGGACACGAGCAGGAUUACUGAUGCGAGCCAAGGCUGCAGGACUGGGCCCGGAAGCAGGGGUCCUUGGCGCCGGGAGAGGAUGGACUCCGCUUCCCAGUGCUGGAAAGGACGCUAAAGCGCCGCCACCAAAGUCUGCUGCGAGUUUGCUGAAAGGGAACAGAAUGGCUGUCAAGGAGAAGCUGGAGGCAGUACUAAACGUGGCCCUGCGGGUCCCUAGCAUCAUGCUUUUGGACGUCUUGUACAGAUGGGAUGUCAGCUCCUUCUUCCAGCAGAUCCAAAGAAGUAGCCUCAACAACAACCCUCUCUUCCAGUACAAGUACUUGGCCCUUAAUAUGCAUUAUGUGGGUUACAUCUUGAGUGUUGUGCUCCUGACCCUACCGAGGCAACACCUGGUUCAGCUCUACCUGUACUUUCUGACAGCGAUGCUGCUGUAUGCUGGGCACCAGAUCUCCAGGGAUUAUGUUAGGAGUGAACUGGAAUCUGGGUACGAAGGGCCAAUGUAUUUAGAACCUCUCUCCAUGAACCGUUUCAUGACCGCCUUAAUAGGUCAGCUGGUGGUGUGCACGCUGUGCUCCUGCGUCAUGAAAACCAAACAGAUCUGGCUCUUCUCUGCUCACAUGCUCCCUCUGCUGGCACGACUCUGCCUGGUCCCGCUGGAAACCAUCGUCAUCAUCAAUAAGUUUGCCAUGAUUUUCACUGGCCUCGAAGUUCUCUAUUUUCUCGCGUCCAACCUGCUGGUGCCGUAUAACCUGGCAAAAUCUGCCUACCGAGAGCUUGUCCAGGUGGUGGAGGUCUACGGGCUCCUGGCGCUGGGGAUGUCUCUCUGGAACCAGCUGGUGGUCCCCGUCCUGUUCAUGGUGUUCUGGCUCGUCUUGUUCGCUCUGCAGAUCUACUCCUAUUUCAGUACGCGGGAUCAGCCGGCCUCCAGAGAGAGGCUUCUCUUCCUCUUCCUUACAAGCAUUGCAGAAUGUUGCAGCACCCCGUACUCACUGCUGGGCCUCGUGUUCACCGUCUCCUUUGUUGCUUUGGGAGUUUUAACGCUCUGCAAGUUCUACUUGCAGGGCUACCGAGCGUUCAUGAAUGACCCCGCUAUGAAUCGGGGGAUGACGGAAGGAGUCACGCUCCUGAUCCUGGCCGUGCAGACCGGCUUGAUCGAGCUGCAGGUGGUGCACCGGGCGUUCCUGCUCAGUAUUAUUCUCUUCAUUGUGGUUGCAUCCAUCCUGCAGUCCAUGCUGGAGAUUGCUGAUCCCAUUGUUCUGGCACUGGGGGCUUCAAGGGACAAGAGCCUGUGGAAGCAUUUCCGUGCGGUCAGCCUGUGCUUGUUCCUGCUGGUGUUCCCAGCGUACAUGGCCUACAUGAUCUGCCAGUUUUUCCACAUGGAUUUCUGGCUGCUGAUCAUUAUCUCCAGCAGCAUCCUCACCUCGCUCCAGGUCCUUGGGACGCUUUUCAUUUACGUCUUGUUUAUGGUGGAGGAGUUCAGAAAAGAGCCAGUCGAAAACAUGGAUGAUGUGAUUUACUAUGUAAACGGUACGUACCGGCUGCUGGAAUUCCUCGUGGCGCUGUGCGUCGUGGCCUACGGCGUCUCGGAGACCAUCUUCGGGGAGUGGACUGUGAUGGGCUCCAUGAUCAUCUUCAUCCACUCCUAUUACAACGUGUGGCUGCGUGCCCAGCUGGGGUGGAAGAGUUUCCUUCUCCGCAGGGAUGCUGUGAAUAAGAUUAAAUCGCUGCCCACUGCUACGAAAGAGCAGCUGGAGCAACACAACGAUAUCUGUGCCAUCUGCUACCAGGAUAUGAAAUCUGCUGUAAUCACACCGUGUAGCCAUUUCUUCCACGCGGGCUGUCUUAAGAAAUGGCUGUACGUGCAAGAGACCUGCCCUUUGUGCCACUGCCAACUUAAAAGCCCCUCGCAGCUCCCGGGACAGGGACCGGAGCCAGUUCAACAGCCAGACCCUGCAGUGGAGCAGAACAGGAGUCAUCGCGAAGCGAACGAGCCCCAGGGUGUCGCACACAGCGAGGGGCCAGAUAUGCAAGACAGCCUUAGUGCCAGUGAUGGACAAGGGGUGGAGGAGCCAGCUUGCCAAGAGGACUCUGUGGACCCUGUAGAGGAUGCUCAGAGUCGAGAUUGUGGCCUGUGGCCUGCGGAGGCCAGGCAGGGGAUGCCUAUUGCAAAAGAAAUUGCGCUGGAGGAUCAAGAGGAGUCUCCCACCCCAGACCCACGGGCUUGUGUCCAGAUUUGAAGCGACAGUGGAUGAUGCUGGAGCAGACGCGUUUCGGAGACCCAAGCCUGACUCAACAGAGAACUUGUCCUUCCGCUGUCGUGAUACAGUUUAGCAAUUAUUGCUGGUCAAGAUUGUACUUCGAAUAUCCUAUGCUGAUUACCGGUGGGCUGCUUGGUAGGGGGGGAUGCCAAGGGAACUCAACUAAAAGGACUCCAGAAGCUGCCUCUGGAUUGUGAGGGGAGGAAGAGC